Ixodes scapularis (black-legged tick) is the source of this 4180-nucleotide messenger RNA. It is a transcript of the gene cdm, whose product is annotated as importin-13. The transcript has 20 exons. Gene Ontology annotation, biological process: protein import into nucleus. Gene Ontology annotation, cellular component: cytoplasm; nuclear membrane. The record is from RefSeq and is a predicted model, not a curated record. Lineage: Eukaryota; Metazoa; Arthropoda; Arachnida; Ixodida; Ixodidae. The coding region runs from base 352 to 3180 and encodes 942 amino acids. Gene Ontology annotation, molecular function: small GTPase binding.
GCAUGUGCUGCAUAAAGGCGAGAACGCCAGAACGUCGUGAGUUUCGAUUCAGUUCUUCUCCGGUUCUCGUUGGUUCUCUACUCUGGUUUAGGACCACGAAGCGAUUUUGCGCUGUGAAUCUCAGCUAAAGACAAUGUGAAGCCUGGUGGAAGAUUUUGAAUUCAUGGAGUGACCCCGAAUGAAGUUGGACGGCGUCCUCGCCAAAUUCCCUCGGUCACCGUACACCGCAGCGACGAAUGUUUCCAGCUUUUAAAGUCUGCAGGGCGGGAUUCUUUAGCAGUUCGGUCGGGUGCAUUAGUUAGGUGAGGCAACGCUUCAUCACUCAGGAGAAAACCCAGGUGUUGUGGCAAGAUGGUCUUCACGACGGAGUUGGUCGAAGCUGCAUUAAUGCAGCUGUACCACAACACUGAUGUUGCCUAUGCCGACGCCAAUCGCUACCUAACUUCAAUGCAGUGUUCCAUUGAAGCUUGGGAUAUUGCCUGGAAACUUCUGGAUUCUGACAAGCCUGUGGAGGUCCAGUACUUUGGUGCGAACACAUUGCACACCAAGAUCUCUCGUCACUGGCAUGAGCUGCCCAGUAAUCACUAUGAGGAACUUCGUAAAAAACUUCUCCAGGCAAUUGUGCGAUACUCUCGGGGGCCAAAACUGAUCCUUACCAAGAUUCUAGUAGCUAUGGCAUCGUUCGUAAUUCACGUCAUUCCAGAGUUCUGGUCAACUGCAAUACCUGACCUAAUGUCAUCCAUCCAUCCAUCAGUCAUGGUCAACGUUGCGCCCGACCACAUCUUGGAUCUCUUAUUGGAACUGCUGACAGUCAUCCCCGAGGAGCUGCAGGCUCGCGAGCGGACAAGCCGCGGCCCGAGCCGUCUUCGGCUAGAGUCGGCUAGUGAGUCGGUGCUGCAGUUUCUCAGCCGGUUGGUCACCCUGAGUCCCUCCGUGCUCCACUGCUACUCCUCGUGGUCCCAGCUCGGCUUCGACAACGAGCGGCAUCUUCAACUUCUGCCGAGGCUGGUGCAGUGCAUCGAAAAUCCCGAGCUGUGCCGCAGCGCGGCCGAAACUCUGACCAACGUGGCCACGCAUCCGGAUGCGCACCGGUUCCCCGGUUUCGUAAUGGAGGUCGUGUCUCGCAUAGUCGGCCUGGAGAAGACUCUCGCCGAGAGUCUGGCACGCGGCGACAGGGAAAACUCUGCCAGCAUCUACAGCCUCCUCAUCGAAGUCGGGGAAUGUCAUUCUCACCUGCUCGUGGAGUCAUUACUCUCCAAGCCCGAACACAAGGACAAUGUGCUCAAGCUGUUCAGGCUCGUGCUGCAAUGCAGCGCUUCGCCCGGCCACUUUCCCGUGGACGAGUCGUGGAGUCGACAGGCACUGGGGUUCUGGUAUGCGGUGCAAGAUGACGUCGGCGCCUGGGAGGGCCCCCAGGGGGAGUCGCUGUUGCUUGCACUGCACUCCCUCUGGCAGGCACUGCUCGAAGCGUUCCUGCGCAAGGCACGGCUUCCUCUCGACGACACCACCUGGACCGACGAGGAGAAGGACUCCCUACGUUGUUAUCGCCAGGACAUCAGCGACGCUCUGAUGUACUGCUACAACAUGCUGCGGGAGAGCCUCCUAGCCACGCUGGCAGCCCACAUGGAACUCGCCUCGCGGGCCCUUGCCCGAGAGCCUGCCAAGGAGUGGCCCUUCGCCGAGGCGUGCGUGUUUGCGCUCCAGGCCGUGGCCGAGUGCGUCGGAGUCGAGCAGGAGCGCUAUGUGGCGCCUCUGCUCGCAGAAGCGCUGCCGGCACUGCAGCUGCACCCACGGGUGGUCCCCACCGCGCUCUCCUGCCUGGGCGCCUUUGGCUCCUGGCUGCAGGCGCAUCCAUCCUGCCUGCAGGCCACACUCCCCAUGUUGCUGAGAGGGCUGGAAGACGCGCACACGGCCCCAGCGGCUACCCUGGCCCUCAAGGACAUCUCGAGGGACUGCAGCGGUGCCUUGGGACCCCAUGGGCCGCACAUACUCGCCGCCUCUCAGCACGCUCUCGCCGGGAGCAUCCUCGGCAACCGAGAGAAGGUCCGGGUGAUGGGCCUGGUCGGCCACAUCCUGAGCUCGGUCGGCCAGGACAACGCCAGGCCGUGGCUCAGCGCCCUGGUCGGGCCCCAGCUGGAAGCCCUGCGGCUGGCCGUGGCCGAAGAGCUGGGCCCCACGACAAAGCCGGUCGUCCUGCAGCAGCUCCGCAUGCUGGCCGCCCUCAUCUGCGGCCUGGCCACUGAAGAGGCGCCCGAGGGCGAGGAAGGCGCCGCCGCGUCCUGGGUGUCCCUAGUGGAGCUGGUGUUCGGGGAAGCCGGGUCCAUCGUAACGGAGCUUGCGGAGAAGUACUGCUGCGACGACCAGGUGGUCGAGGCACUGUGCGAGUGCGUGCGUCGCGGUGCAGCCAACCUGGAAGGGUCCGGAGCCGUCAAGCUGUUGGCAGUGUUGGUGACGCUACAGAGCCGGUGCGCUCACGCCUGCAUCUUGGACGCGAGCCGCUCCCUGCUGAUGGUGCUGGCGCAUCCGGGGCAACCCCAGAGCAGCGAGGAGGCAGCCCGGACCGCCCUGGCUCUGCUCUGCCAGAGCACCCUCGACCUGGUCGUUGCCUCUCCACAAGCUUUCCAAGAGCAUACCGUCAUUCUGGAAGCCUUCUUCCAAAUGAUGUAUUCAAUUGCUCGGAAAUCGACCAUGCUUCUAGUCACAGACAAGAUGGACCUGUUUCCGGUGUUUGCCUGCGCUGUGGCAACUAUAGCCCUUCCAGAGAGGAGCACGGUCAAGGCAGCUGCCAGUUUCCUGGCAGAGUUUAUACUGCACAGCCGACCGAUUCCUGCCCUGAUGACCGUGAUCAAUCGCUCCGGUGAACUUCUCGUCGAACAAGUCCUUAGGGUAAUAGCGGGAGGCGAAUCGCCACGAUCAGUGCUCGAUCCCAUGGCGGACAUCUUGCUCGCGCUGACGAAGAAGUACUUCAACGAGACCUGCCAUUGGGCGACGGUGCUCAUCCGGAUACCCGGAUUUCUGAGCUCGCGGCUGACAUUCGAGAAGAAAGAGCACUACCUCCGUCUCCUGCUCAAGGAACGCACCAACAAGCGGCGCAUCAAGGAGAUUGUCUCCGAGCUGAGUCUGGCAUCUCGGGGGCUGCUGGGCACGGAAUACGCCGCCCAGACCUUCAACGGCAUCUAGCAAGAUGAAGAAGAGACUUCGAAGCGUGGCCGACGCCGAGUGUUGUGGCGGCAGCGGACGAGUUAUUGCGCGAGGACGCUCCCGUCGACCGUUGUGCGAGACAUUUGUGUCGACCAAAUGUGUAAAUGUGUCGGUGUUUCUCGAACAAUGUAAAUGAAAUGACUGUUUGUGCAGCGAUUUCGUCUAUUUGUCUGGGCAAGUGGUUAAUCCGGCUCGAUGUGAACGUGGUCCUGGAGAUCUAGGGGCCGCGAAACGAUUUUAAUGUUGCGCGAGUCCGCAGCUUUUUAUCUUUUAUUUAUCUUAGCGCAAGUAAGGGAGGAUGCGCCUCCUUCAUCCCCCCCCUUCCCCCCUCACAACACCGCGAUUCCGCUGCGUAAUCUCGAGGCGACAAAACAAACUAUUUCCCCAGCUGUGACCGCAUAUGGUGACCAUGGGAAUUGCGGCGCGACGUUGUAAAGGGGUAUAUUGCAUUGGGUUGGCUUCAAACUGUGCAAUGUUUCAAGCUUACUCAUUGUCGUCUAAAAAAGGCUCGAGGUUCACCUAAGCACUUAUGAGUUGUGAAAGCGAAAGCAUGCACAUCAUUCUUCCACUCCCUUAUUUUGUCUGCAGCGUAUUUGCGUCGACUGCAGAGCGAGCAGUCUCCUCGCUGCUCCGACCUCGGAUGCUUCGUGUUACCGGCGCGCAGACGGACACGCAGAGCCAAGGGGGGGCGGUCGUUGAAACUGAUGCUCGGCGGCCAAUGAGAGCUUUGUUUCUUGAAACUACGACGCGUGCCAGCCAAUAGGAUUGAAGCCGAAAUCCAUCAGCUUCCCUCCGCUCCUUUGGGAUCGGGGAAACUAGGUGCCGUUGGGUAGGCGUUUCGCAUGGUUUCAUAGCUGGAAGCUGACUUUACGUGGAGAAAGGAUUUAAGGUGCCGUUUGACGUGGCUUCAAAGCCGAUGAUGUUGGCUUGCUUCAUAAGACAAUGCUUUCGCAUUAAAAUAAAUGUGUCAAAAGGCGUG